AUGGUAGUCUAUGAUGAGAUGUUAGUUGAGCAGACAAAGAAGAAGACAGCUGCUGAUUUGGUGCUUUCAGGGAUCAACUUUUUCGGUCUUGAGUCGAAACUAAGAGCAAAAGGCUUUGGUAAUGGUUUGCGAUCAAUGAUUCUUGGGUAUGGUUUUGCCAAACCCCAACAAUGCAAGUUCCGGAGAUCUCCUCAUGGAUGA
Messenger RNA from Microthlaspi erraticum, 201 nucleotides. NCBI's taxonomy places the organism in Eukaryota, Viridiplantae, Streptophyta, Magnoliopsida, Brassicales, Brassicaceae. The record is from the annotation of a GenBank genome assembly.